Molecule: messenger RNA, 1554 nt
Organism: Telopea speciosissima
Lineage: Eukaryota; Viridiplantae; Streptophyta; Magnoliopsida; Proteales; Proteaceae
Product: flavonoid 3',5'-hydroxylase 1-like
Exons: 2
Coding region: 6-1532 (508 amino acids)
Molecular function (GO): heme binding; monooxygenase activity; iron ion binding
Source: RefSeq, a predicted model, not a curated record
CAAUAAUGGUGCUCAACUUGGUUCUCCUGCGAGAGCUCUUGGCAUCUUCAAUCCUCUUCUUCAUCACUAGCUACUUCAUCCAACGUAUCAUCUCCAAGCCCCAACGGCCACUCCCACCAGGCCCAAAAGGUUGGCCACUCAUUGGUGCUUUGCCACUGCUCGGCAAAAUGCCUCAUGUGGCUUUAUUUGAGUUGGCCCAAAAGUAUGGGUCAGUCAUGUACCUCAAGAUGGGUACGUGCGGCAUGGUUGUGGCGUCUACGCCCGAUGCCGCAUGUGUCUUUCUCAAGACACUUGACUUGAACUUCUCAAAUAGGCCACCCAACACCGGCGCCACCCAUCUUGCGUAUGAUGCGCAAGAUAUGGUGUUUGCUGAUUAUGGGCCUCGUUGGAAGUUACUUCGGAAGCUGAGCAACUUUCAUAUGCUUGGUGGUAAGGCCUUGGAAGACUUGGCCCAUGUCCGUACCGUUGGGCUCGGCCACAUGAUACGAGCCAUGCGUGAAUCGAAUCACCGGGGAGAGCCCGUGGUGGUGCCGGAGAUGUUGACAUAUGCGAUGGCGAAUAUGAUUGGGAAGAUCAUACUGAGUCGCCGAGUUUUUGAAAUAAAUGGGGAGGAAUCAAACGAGUUCAAGGAUAUGGUGGUUGAGUUGAUGACAUCGGCUGGGUUAUUCAAUAUCGGCAAUUUUAUUCGGUCCAUUGCGUGGAUGGAUUUACAAGGGAUUGAAGGAAGAAUGAAGAAGUUGCACAAGAAAUGGGACUCUCUCAUUACAAAGAUGAUUAAGGAGCACGAAGCGUCGGCUCAAGAGCGAAAAGGGAAGCCAGAUUUUCUUGAUGUUGUCUUCGCCAACCAGGGGAACUCGGAAGGCGAGAGGCUUUCUGAUAUCAACAUUAAGGCCCUACUCCUGAACCUGUUCUCAGCUGGAACCGAUACAUCAUCCAGCAUAAUCGAAUGGGCAUUAACAGAGAUGAUGAAAAACCCAACAAUCUUCCAAAAAGCACAUGCAGAAAUGGACGAAGCGAUUGGUCGAAACCGCCGGCUUCAAGAAUCUGAUAUCCAAAAGCUUCCAUACCUCCAAGCCAUUUGCAAGGAGACCUUCAGAAAACACCCAUCAACACCAUUAAACCUCCCUCGAAUCUCUACUGAAGCUUGUGAGGUGAACGGCUAUUACAUACCUAAGAACACAAGGUUAAGUGUCAACAUAUGGGGAAUAGGGAGAGACCCAAAUGUGCGGGAGAAUCCAAUUGAUUUCACACCAGAGAGGUUCUUGAGUGGAAGGAAUGCUAAGAUUGAUCCUCGUGGGAAUGAUUUCGAAUUAAUUCCAUUUGGGGCUGGGAGAAGGAUCUGUGCAGGGACAAGAAUGGGGAUUGUGUUGGUGGAGUAUAUAUUAGGAACACAUAUACAUUCUUUUGAUUGGAAGAUUCCUAUGGGUACUGAGAUCAAGAUGGAUGAAGCAUUUGGGAUUGUUUUACAGAAGGCUGUGCCUCUGUCAGCCAUGGUGAUACCAAGAUUGGCACCCAAUGCUUACACAGCUUGAUAUGGGUUUUUUUAAGUGGUAG